This is a messenger RNA of Loa loa (African eye worm), 2474 nucleotides long. Its product is annotated as DNA topoisomerase III. Gene Ontology annotation, molecular function: DNA binding; DNA topoisomerase type I (single strand cut, ATP-independent) activity; zinc ion binding. Gene Ontology annotation, biological process: DNA topological change. The record is from RefSeq and is a predicted model, not a curated record. The transcript is spliced from 14 exons. Gene Ontology annotation, cellular component: nucleus. Lineage: Eukaryota; Metazoa; Nematoda; Chromadorea; Rhabditida; Onchocercidae. The coding region runs from base 1 to 2403 and encodes 800 amino acids.
AUGUUGUAUGAAAAACUAGGUGGCAAACUUACUGUUAUAAUACGGGAUAUGAUAGUUUGUGAAAGAUUGAAUGUACCAAUGCGUGCUUUAUUUGUAGCUGAAAAAAACGAUGCAGCCAAGAGUAUCGCAGCAAUCUUAUCACGUGGUACAUCAACACGACGUGAUGGUCGUAGUCGUUUCAAUAAAAUUUACCAAUUUGUUGCAAAUGUAGGGCAAAACUCAGAUUGUUAUGUUGCGAUGACAAGUGUCUCUGGUCAUUUGCUUCAACAUAGCUUUCCAGCAUCUUUCAAAAAUUGGACCGAAACUCCGAUUAAGAUGUUGUUCGAUGUAAAUAUCCAGAAAAGUACUAUUCCCGGAAUGGAAGAUGUUAAGGCUACAUUAGUAGAGGAAAUACGAAAAUCUGAUUUGCUUGUUAUAUGGACCGAUUGUGAUCGAGAAGGUGAAGCUAUUGGAGCUGAAGUGGUUUCUGUAUGCACUGAGGUUAACCGUAACUUAGAUGUUUAUCGGGCUCGAUUUUCUGAAAUUACAAAUACAGCUGUUAAUCGUGCCCUGAAUAAUUUGGUUAGGUUGGAUCAACGGUUGGUGGAUGCCGUUGAAUGUCGUUCAGAAUUGGAUUUGCGAAUUGGUGCAGCAUUUACUCGGCUACAGACGCUUCAUUUAAGGAAUAACUUCGCUAAUAUAUUUCGGGAUAAAAAUAUCGUUAGUUAUGGUUCAUGUCAGUUUCCAACAUUAGGGUUCAUUGUGGAGCGCUAUCAAGCCAUCAAAGAAUUCAUUUCGGAAACAUUCUGGAAGAUUUCUAUGAAGCAUACUCGAGAAGAUAUUAUGGUUGAAUUUGUUUGGGAUCGUCAAAGGCUUUUUGAUCGUGAUGUUGUCCAGGUGCUCUUAGACGAUUGUGAGGAAGCAAGAGAAGCCCGAGUUUUAUCGGUAAUAAGAAAACCGAAGAGUAAAUGGAGGCCUGUCGCACUUGACACUGUUGAACUUGAAAAAUUAGCUGUUCGGAAGUUAAAAUUCAGCGCCAAAGAGACAAUGGUUGUGGCUGAACGUUUGUAUAAUAAAGGUUACAUAUCAUAUCCACGUACAGAGACAAAUAAGUUUCCGAAAGAUAUAGAUUUGAACAUUUAUGUGCAACAACAAACAGUAAGUGGAGAAUGGGGGGAAUUUGCGCAAGAGGUUGCUGCACAUGGACCAAGUCCGAGAAAUGGUUCAAAAACCGAUGAAGCACAUCCUCCGAUUCAUCCAUUAAAAUUUGCUACAACAAAUGAAUUGAUUGGACUGGAAUGGUCGCUCUACGAAUUCAUCGUACGACAUUUUCUCGCUUGUCUUUCUGUCGACGCAAAGGGACAAGAAACUAAAGUUCAGGUUCGUUUGGGCAACGAAAAUUUUACGGCAUCAGGACUUAUAGUUGAAGAUUAUGGCUAUCUAAAUGUUUAUAAAUAUGACAAAUGGGGUGAUAAAAUUCUGCCUUCUUAUCGCGAAAAUGAAAUAAUCACUGAUUAUCAGUUACAAAUAACGGAAGGACAAACCCAGCCACCUCAGUUGCUUAAUGAAGCUGAUUUGAUUGCACUGAUGGAUAAAUACGGUAUUGGAACGGAUGCAACGCAUGCGGAGCACAUUGAAACAAUUAAAACGCGUCAAUAUGCCGCAUUGAAUAGCGAUGGGCGUUUUGUUCCGGGCUAUAUUGGAUUAGCACUUGUUGAUGGAUAUGAUCGGAUGGGUUAUGCUAUGAGUAAACCUCAUAUGCGUGCUGACUUAGAAUCGCAACUGAAACUAAUUUGUCUUGGACAAAGGAAUAGGGAUGAUGUGCUUAGGGAACAGAUUGCUAGAUAUCGGGCAAUAUUUGAACAAGCAGAAGAUAAAGUUCAAAUGUUGUCAAAUGCCUUACGUCAAUAUUUGAAUCAACGUGAAAAUCUUCCUGAGACAACGAUACCGGAAAAUGAGCAGAGGAAUAAUCUGCAACCACCGAAUAACACGCGCGUCGCAACUGGUCGUGCCUCUUUAACAUCAAGAAAUACUACUUCCACAAGGCGUGGUAGAAGUGACAAAUCGGGAAGUCGUGGUGCUAGCCGAUCGACUUCCAGAACGGUUAAUAGUGGGGAACAAUUGGCAACAACCAAUGCUAAUGACAUUGAGCUUCUUUCAUCCCUCUCUAUAUUGCAUUCAAAUAGUGGAACGCGAGGACGAAAAAAGGCAAUCACCAAUGCAGGUGGUGGUUGUGUUAGAGGUCGGGUUAGAGCUGUACAAGGACGACAAUGUUCCUGUGGGAAAGCAGCAAAACGUCUGAUUGUUAAAAAGGAGGGUCCAAAUCAUGGUCGUACCUUCUGGAUAUGUCCCAAAGGUCGAGAUGAUCCUGAGAAGUGUAAAUAUUUCGAAUGGGACGGACCCAAGAAUAAUGAACCAUCAUAAAAAUGCAAUAAUUUGUUGCAUAAAUUUAACCAGUCAUCUUAUGAUUUUGUCUGUAAGAUAUAAAACGCCUG